AUGGCCUUUGAUAGAAGUCGGAAAACCUACAUGCUAGCUAGAACAUACCACCGCCUCAUCACGUCCAUCGAAACUGCGUGUGUAGCUUGCCAGUCCUUUCUUCAUAGGGAGAAGGAGAGACAAACCACGGCCGCCCCGAACCUUGGCGAGAAGAUGUCUUCUAUGCGAACUACAGACGUGAUGUCGCUUGUUAUGCUUGAGACUGGCGAUGAAGGCCCUUCCGCUGCUCUGGAACCUCGGGUCUCAAUGUGGGGCCUUGGCCGGCCCGAGCCUAUCCUACUAGUCAUCUUUAACGGACAUCUUCUGUAG
This is a messenger RNA of Nannizzia gypsea CBS 118893, 309 nucleotides long. RefSeq lists its product as hypothetical. NCBI's taxonomy places the organism in Eukaryota, Fungi, Ascomycota, Eurotiomycetes, Onygenales, Arthrodermataceae. The record is from RefSeq and is a predicted model, not a curated record. Bases 1 to 309 code for a protein of 102 amino acids. The transcript has 3 exons.